AUGGGGGGGCGCGGAGGAGACGCCGGAAGUAGCGGUGGGACUGGAUCGACCCAGGGCUACUCUCCGCCGGCAGCGUCCACCAGAGCGGCGGCGAGAGGCAAGGCCCGAGGGGGUGGGCGUGGCGGCCGCCGAAACAGAACACUCUCUGUUUCGGCUUCUCGCGGAGCAGUGAUUCGUCGCUCCCCUCUACCAGGUGCCAUGAGCGAGCGCCUCCGCCCCAGGAAAAGGAGAAGGAAUGGCAAUGAAGAAGACAACCAUCUUCCCCCGCAGACCAAAAGGAGUAGUAGAAACCCUGUCUUUCAGGAUUCCUGGGACACAGAGACAGUACCUGUAACGAAAAACAGUAAAGAAAACAGACUAAGAGGAAACAAAGUAUUCUGCGCGUCUUCAAGCAGUGACAGUGGUGGGAGCAGCAGCAGCAGCAGCAGCAGCAGCAUCAACAGCCCCGACAGGGCCAGUGGGCCAGAAAGCAGCUUGAACCCGAGCAUCGCUGGGUCCAGCCCCAACACUCCUCAGCCCGGCCCCGAGCCGUCUGCACUAUGCCAAGGCCUUUACUUCCGCAUCAACCAGACCCUGAAGGAAGCCCAUUUUCACAGCCUACAGCACCGAGGCCGGCCUACAACAUGAUGCGCCUGUAGCUUCUUGCCUUCUGUGAAGGGACAGCGCUGUGCAGAUUUGAUAUUUCAACUUACAGUUUGUUUUAAAAAAUUGCACACAAAAAUCGCCUGUUGGCUUUUUGGUCUAUAUUUGAAAUAACAGGUUAACAGGCAAUUGUUUACUUGUGGUUUUGCUGCACUAUUGCAAUUUCAAAGGGGCUUUGAAGCAAUUUUUUAUAGGAGUCUUUUGAGGGUGGGUAUCAGAUCCGUGUCAAGGUAAUGGUAUUGAGGAAAUCUCAUCUGCGUGUUGAAUCCAUAGUAUGUCCAGUUCAGACUGAUUUCCAAAUCUGUCAAUUAGAAAUUCCACUUCAUGUAAAAAAGCCUUUUAAAAGCGGGAUCUUCAAUUUUUUAACUCAAUAAACUAGUAAAGAGUAUCUAGUUUCCAUGAAAAAAUAGAAGUUUUUUUCCAAAAUAUAGAAAGUUUGAUGCAGUCUUGCACUGAAAUUAACUGCCAUACUACCUCUUAGUAUGUGGAUGUCCUAUUGAAAGUGCUCUCUCCUUUGUAACAGGAGAACAGUCAGGUCCAGUUUAGACCGUGUAACUGAAGCACCCUCUCUAAUAACUGACUUCUGUUAUAUAUUUGUAUUUCCAGGGAGAAUGUCUUUCAGACUCUUGUAUAGCCAGAUAAGUUCUGUAGCAUUAUUCCUCCACAGUCUGCACUUCAGACUUCAUAGAAACAUAAACAUUGCAUAAUUCCGAAGAAGAAGAAAUACCUAGUAACUCUGUCUUACUCACAAAUGUAGUUAGCAGCUGACACGAUAUCAUUAGUGAUUCCACCCUGGUGUGUUUAGUUAUGAAGGCACUGAUGAACGCUUACGAAGUGUAAGCUACCUAAACCCGACGUCUAAAGUAACAAGUGCUGUGAAACUACUUAAAGUUAACUCUAUGUUUAAAUAACCCCUAAGAGUAACUAGGGGCCACAUUCCAUCACUGAAACUGAAAAUAUUGAUGUGGCUUAGAAACAAGUGAGCAGAGGCACCUUUAGAAGGAAAUAAUGCAGUAGUAUUUAUUUAGCGAUGGAGAUGUUCCCGUGUUACUUAGUCAUGCUAGAGAGCCAACCAAGUUUGAAUAAUGAAGGCGUAGAAGAGUCUUCUUCCUCGUUGAUGAGCUGUCGGAACACGGAACCAGGAUGCACCGGGUCAUCUGCCUGGGGAGGAGCUGGGGAUACAACCUGCCAGUGGAUGUAGAGGAAAGUGCCUUAGAGUCUACCUGAAUCCUCCGGCCUGCUCACACCCUCCAUUCCACUCUACUCGGAGUCCACACAGCACACACAAGCAGAGCUGAAACACAUGGUUAGCUCUAGUAGAGAGGGCUCCGCUGCUUGUCAAGAUUUGCAAAAUACAAAGGAACAGAAUCAGAUUUUAUAUGAUAACUAAAAUUUGAAAAUGAGGACUAUCCUAGGAAAAGGGUGAAUCUCCUUUCUAUGGUUUGUUCCUCCAGAAUGGAGGGAAUUUAAAGGUCAGUGACUUGAAGAGGAAAUUUAGGGUUACAGGGGAAAAGUUAUGGCACAGGCCCACACUUACAGAGUGGAUGGUUUCUGCAAGAACUGUUUUUUAAAACCAGAUUCCUGAUGAGGAUUUUGGAUCUUAAUGGGUUUGAUUGCAGGGAAUAUGGAAAGGAUAAAUUGCUAAUAUUUUGUCUAACAGUAAAACAAACAACUAAAUGCUGUAAGACAAGCUGUUUGGGCUCUCAAACACACGUGUACAAAACAAAUUCAGAAAUACCAAGGAGGACUCCUGCAGGCUUAAUGGAUGGCAUCCUACUGAAACAAAAUGUGUAUUGAAAAGAAAAUGUCAAACUUCAGAAAGCAAAUUUCCUUUUAUUUCCCACCCAACUAAAAGAUAAGGAAGAUAAAAUCAUCACCAGAACAAAAUAAACCUUUUUUUCCAAAUAAGUACAAUCUCAGUGCUGGGUUGGCAGUUAGCCUUUGUAACCUGCUAAAUACAAGAAAUAAUCUCCAUCCUGUCUUGCAGAUUUUCUACAGCCUUGGCAGCCUGAAAUACAUUUCUAUUGUGAGGUCACUUGAGAGUGUAAAUGGGCACCUUUUACAACUUUUAGCUCAAGCUAGUAAAACCUUGUACUUCUCUAUUGCGCCGCCAUUAAAAGCUGCAUUAGUGCA
Messenger RNA from Choloepus didactylus (southern two-toed sloth), 2775 nucleotides. RefSeq names its product family with sequence similarity 104 member A (gene VCF1). NCBI's taxonomy places the organism in Eukaryota, Metazoa, Chordata, Mammalia, Pilosa, Megalonychidae. The record is from RefSeq and is a predicted model, not a curated record. Bases 1 to 627 code for a protein of 208 amino acids. The transcript has 4 exons.